Messenger RNA from Ixodes scapularis (black-legged tick), 976 nucleotides. Its product is annotated as thymidine kinase, cytosolic. The record is from RefSeq and is a predicted model, not a curated record. The transcript is spliced from 7 exons. The coding region runs from base 155 to 769 and encodes 204 amino acids. Gene Ontology annotation, biological process: thymidine metabolic process. Gene Ontology annotation, molecular function: thymidine kinase activity; ATP binding. NCBI's taxonomy places the organism in Eukaryota, Metazoa, Arthropoda, Arachnida, Ixodida, Ixodidae.
UUCCGUAGCGCUUCCGUUUCGCGGUCUUUUCGGCUGGCGCAGUAAACCAGUAAACUUCGCUUUAGUGAAACAGCAAGUGAACCGCGAUAGUCUUCUUAAUAUAACGCUCUCAGCUACUUGAGUGAGUUCAGUUGCCGUCCCGAGAAAAGGCACAAUGCUUGUCAUCACGUCUUGCGACCUAUCGUCGUGCAGCACCGACCUGGAAUCGUGUCCGAAAGGUCAAAUUCAGCUCAUUAUUGGUCCCAUGUUCUCGGGAAAGACAACCGAGCUCAUGCGUCGGUUAAAGCGGUACCAAGUCGCAAACCACAAGUGUCUCAUCAUCAAAUACGCAGGGGACACGCGCUACGAAGAGGAACACAUCAGCACCCAUGAUAGCCAAGCCAUGCCCGCCAUCAAAGCCAGAACUCUAGCCGAGCUCGGUAACCUGGAGGCCGACUUCAGAGUCAUUGGGAUCGACGAAGGGCAGUUUUUUGCAGACAUUGUCGAAUUCUCCGAAAAGAUGGCCGAACUCGGGAAAAUCGUUGUGGUCGCAGCUCUGGACGGCACUUAUCAACGGAAGGGGUUUCCGACCAUAAUGGAGUUGGUGCCCCUUUCGGAGAGCGUCAUCAAGUUGACGGCGGUCUGCAUGAUCUGUUACGCCGAGGCGUCGUACACCAAGCGCCUGGGAAUGGAGAAAGAGGUGGAAAUCAUCGGAGGGGCGGACAAGUACAUGGCAGUCUGCAGGAGCUGUUAUUCGAAAGAGGACACGUCAAGAAAAGAAGAGUCCUAGCUUCUCGACCGUGAGCACAUAACGAAGACGACAUGUUGAUUUUUUCGCCCCUCCACCGGUGAUUCCAUGGCACACCACCACCGCAUUUGCAUCCCUUUUGAUAGUUCUUGAACGCGUCGACACUACACAACAAGUUGCCCAUCCUCUUUUAUAUCGUUGCACAUUCAUCUUGUACAAUUUUGCUCCAAUAAAUGGAUCUUAUGCAUA